CAAUAUAGCCGCUCGGCGGAGGCGCGGGUGCGCGGGGGCAGCGCAGCGGGCGGGGGCCGAGAUCCAGAGACCGGAGCGGCUGGCACCGGGGCCACCCGGAGAGGGGCGAGCGCCAUGAGCAGCAAAUGCGACGUGAUCGUGGUGGGGGGCGGCAUCUCAGGUAUGGCCGCAGCCAAACUUCUGCACGACUGUGGCCUGAAUGUGAUUGUUCUAGAAGCCCGGGACCGUGUGGGAGGCAGGACUUACACCCUCAGGAACCAAAAAGUUAAAUAUGUGGACCUUGGAGGAUCUUAUGUUGGGCCAACUCAGAAUCGUAUCUUAAGAUUAUCCACGGAGCUAGGAUUGGAGACCUACAAAGUGAAUGAAGUAGAGCGCCUGAUUCAUCAUGUAAAGGGCAAAUCAUACCCCUUCAGGGGCCCAUUCCCACCUGUAUGGAAUCCAAUUGUCUUAUUAGACCACAACAACCUUUGGAGGACGAUGGAUAAUAUGGGACAAGAGAUUCCCAGUGAUGCCCCAUGGAAGGCACCCCUUGCCGAAAAGUGGGACAACAUGACAAUGAAGGAGCUACUGGACAAGAUCUGCUGGACCAAAUCUACGAAGGAUCUUGCUACUCUCUUUGUGAACCUGUGUGUCACUGCGGAGACCCAUGAGGUCUCUGCUCUCUGGUUCCUGUGGUAUGUGAAGCAGUGUGGGGGCACGACCAGGAUCAUCUCAACAGCCAAUGGAGGGCAGGAGAGGAAAUUUGUGGGUGGAUCGGGUCAAGUGAGCGAACGGAUUAUGGACCUCCUUGGAGACCGAGUCAAGUUGGAGCGGCCUGUGAUCCACAUUGACCAGACAGGAGAACACGUCUUGGUGGAGACCCUCAACCAUGAGGUGUAUGAGGCUAAGUACGUGAUUAGCGCUGUUCCUCCUGUUCUGAGCAUGAAGAUUCAUUUCAAUCCUCCUCUGCCAAUGAUGAGAAAUCAGCUGAUCACUCGUGUGCCCUUGGGUUCAGUCAUCAAGUGUAUAGUUUAUUACGAAGAGCCCUUCUGGAGGAAAAAGGAUUACUGUGGAACCAUGAUUAUUGAAGGAGAAGAAGCUGCAGUUGCCUACACGUUGGAUGAUACCAAACCUGAUGGAACUUAUGCUGCCAUAAUGGGGUUUAUCCUUUCCCACAAAGCCAGAAAACUGGCCCGUCUUACCAAAGAUGAAAGGUUGAAGAAACUUUGCGAGCUCUACGCAAAAAUCCUAGGCUCACAAGAAGCUCUGAAGCCGGUGCACUAUGAAGAGAAGAACUGGUGUGAGGAGCAGUACUCUGGGGGCUGCUACACCACCUACUUCCCCCCGGGGAUCAUGACUCAGUAUGGCAGGGUUCUACGCCAGCCAGUGGGCAGGAUUUAUUUCGCAGGCACGGAGACUGCCACACACUGGAGUGGCUACAUGGAGGGGGCGGUGGAGGCCGGAGAGAGAGCAGCCCGGGAGAUCCUGCAUGCCAUGGGGAAGAUCCCAGAAGAUGAAAUCUGGCAGCCUGAACCUGAGUCUGUGGAUGUCCCUGCGAAGCCCAUUACCACGACCUUCUUGGAGAGACAUUUGCCCUCCGUGCCGGGCCUGCUGAGGCUGAUUGGAUUGACCACCAUCGUUUCCGCAGCUGCUCUUGGCUACCUGGCCCACAAAAGGGGGCUACUUGUGAGAAUCUAAAUUGGGGGGCAUCAGUAGCCACAGUCUCUUCUUAUUCUACUUGGUGUGUGGGUUUGGGGAAAGAGUUGUAAUAAAGUUCCAUGAAGACACAAAGAAUGUAGAGUGAGGUGGGGGCGUGGAGAUAAGUCAGACUUCCGACCACAGGAAACACACUAUCUCUUUCUCCGUUUUGAUCCCUGAGUAUUGUCUCUUACCCAGCCUAGCACUCUGUCUCACCCAUUUCCAAGUUUACUGGCCCCAGAAUCUUUACAGUAGUUAAAUAGGCUAGUUAAGGUCCUUGCUGUCCUCCCAUACACCUUGCCCAUGCACACAAAAAAUCUAGUUUUUUCCCACCUCUGUUGCUUUGUGCUUGUCCUUCUUAUUACCUGUAAUGUCCACAUCUUCCAAGUUCUCUGCAUUUGUCCUUCGAAUCCUGUAUUGUUAUAGCUGGAAGACCUUAAAGACCACCUAGUCCUUACUUUCUAUUUUAGAGCUGAGCAAACUGAAGCUGAGAAAGGUGGAACUUAAUUGCUCAAUGUCCACAAUAAGCCACUGAUAUUUGGGGGACUAGAACACAGGUCCACUGCUUUUCCCGUCUCCUAGGAUGAAUUUCCCAAUCACCCUCCUCCCCUCCUUGCCAUGGUCGCCGAUGGUGUCCCCUUGUGCGGGUUUACUAAGUCAUUCUGCACUACUCAGAUGCUACUCAGUAUAUAUCCUUAAGUCUUACUGUCUUGUGCAGUGUGUCUUCUGCUCAUUUUAUUUUAUUUUUUUUGAUGGUAGGAAUCUUGUCUUUUCUUCCUUUUGUACCCUGCCUUGUGUCUGGAUACAAAGAUCAGUACACGUUUCGAAUAAUUAAAAAUAAAGUUGAUUGACCAGA
Molecule: messenger RNA, 2533 nt
Organism: Vicugna pacos (alpaca)
Lineage: Eukaryota; Metazoa; Chordata; Mammalia; Artiodactyla; Camelidae
Gene: MAOB
Product: monoamine oxidase B
Cellular component (GO): mitochondrion
Molecular function (GO): primary methylamine oxidase activity; flavin adenine dinucleotide binding
Source: RefSeq, a predicted model, not a curated record